AUUGUAAUAUACAAUAUUUAUGCAUAUAAUUUUGCACAUAAACUAAUAACUACGUAUAUGUAUACAAAUAAAAAAUAAUAACAUAAAUAAUAAAUAAAUAAAUAUAUAUAAAUAAAAAAAUAUAUAGAAUACAUUUAGUUUCAUAUUAGAUAAGUUUUUCAGUAUUUUAAUUCAAAACACGUAUUUUGAAUUUAAUUUCAAAUAACAAUCUAUUUAAAUGUACUAAUUUAUUGAAAAUGUUUAAAAGAUUAAAAAAUAUUCAUAGUUUUCAAAGAAUUAAUUCCAAAUAUAUACUCAUAAAAAAAUAUAGUCAAAAGGUUUCAAAAUGUUAUCCAAAAAGAAUAUUUUCGGGAAUUCAGCCAACUGGAAAUUUACAUUUAGGAAAUUAUCUCGGUGCUAUACAAAAAUGGAUACAAUUCCAGGAUAAUGGAGAAAAUGUUAUUUGGAGCAUUGUGGAUAUGCAUGCUAUUACUUUAUCACAUGAUCCAAAAGAGUUAAAUGAUAAUAUAUUUAAAAUGACAGCAACAUUGUUAGCAUGUGGUAUUGAUCCAAAAAAGAGUAUAUUAUUUCAACAAUCUACUGUACCUAUGCAUACACAAUUGAGUUGGAUUUUGGGAUGUCUUUCAACUCAAGCACGAUUAGCUCGUCUACCUCAAUAUAGAGAAAAAAGUCAGACAUUAAAAGUCAUCCCUUUGAGUUUAUAUAUUUACCCUGUUUUACAAGCUGCUGAUAUAUUACUAUAUAAAGCAACACAUGUUCCAGUUGGACAAGAUCAAGUUCAACAUAUUCAAUUAGCACAAGAAUUAGCUAUUAAAUUUAAUAAAAAAUUUGGAGAUACUUUUCCCAUACCUCAUUCUUUAGUUAAUGAAAAUGCAAGUCAACGUGUAAAAUCUCUUCGCGAUCCUUUAAAGAAAAUGUCAAAGUCUGAGAAAGAUUCAAAAAGUAGAUUAGAUUUAUUAGAUGAACCUGACGUAUUGCUGGAGAAGAUAAAAAAAGCUGUUACUGAUUGUACCUCGAAAGUAACUUAUGAACCAGAAACAAGACCUGGUGUUUCAAAUUUAGUUAUUAUUCAUUCAAUGCUUAGUGGAAAGUCUGAGGAUCAAAUAUGUUCUGAAGUAGAAGAAUUAGAUACUGGAAAAUAUAAAUUGAUGCUGGCAGAUUUUAUUAUAGAAAAAUUAACUCCAAUUCGUGAAGAAUAUUCAAAAUUAAUUAAAGAUCCAAUGUAUUUAGAAGAAAUUUUGAAGAAUGGUACAGAAAAAGCGAUCGAAAUAGCUAAUGAUUGUUGGUAUGAUGUUAGGAAUAAAAUUGGUUUUGAAAAUGAUAUUUUCUGUAUUAAUGAAUCGGUACAAAAUAUAAUAAACAAAAUAUAAUAUAAAAAA
Apis florea (little honeybee) is the source of this 1379-nucleotide messenger RNA. It is a transcript of the gene TrpRS-m, whose product is annotated as Tryptophanyl-tRNA synthetase, mitochondrial. NCBI's taxonomy places the organism in Eukaryota, Metazoa, Arthropoda, Insecta, Hymenoptera, Apidae. The record is from RefSeq and is a predicted model, not a curated record. Gene Ontology annotation, biological process: mitochondrial tryptophanyl-tRNA aminoacylation. Gene Ontology annotation, cellular component: mitochondrion; mitochondrial matrix. Gene Ontology annotation, molecular function: tryptophan-tRNA ligase activity; ATP binding.